This is a messenger RNA of Periophthalmus magnuspinnatus, 2862 nucleotides long. It is a transcript of the gene dvl1a, whose product is annotated as dishevelled segment polarity protein 1a. Gene Ontology annotation, molecular function: frizzled binding. Gene Ontology annotation, cellular component: cytosol. The record is from RefSeq and is a predicted model, not a curated record. Gene Ontology annotation, biological process: canonical Wnt signaling pathway; intracellular signal transduction. NCBI's taxonomy places the organism in Eukaryota, Metazoa, Chordata, Actinopteri, Gobiiformes, Gobiidae. Bases 235 to 2358 code for a protein of 707 amino acids. The transcript is spliced from 15 exons.
GUUUUAGUGCAGACAGAGCCGCCGCAGAGGGACUUUAUGCGCCACACCGGGAAUGUGCGCACCGCCGCGGAGCCUCGUGUUUCUGCGCACUGUCCCCGGGGCCGUGUUUUUAGCGCACGCCGCGCUGUUGUGGCGCUGUUGUGGCGCUGUUCUGGCGCUGUUCUCGUGGAUCCAGGCCUGGUGAUUCCAGCCCUUGUUCGUUCUGCGCGUCCAUGACUGUCCUCGCGCACUCUCAUGGCGGAGACUAAAAUCAUUUAUCACAUCGACGAGGAGGAAACGCCGUACCUCGUCAAACUGUCCGUGGCACCGGAGAAAGUCACGUUAGCGGAUUUUAAAAAUGUCCUCAACAACCGACCCGUCCACAGCUACAAAUUCUUCUUCAAAUCCAUGGACCAGGAUUUUGGGGUUGUCAAAGAGGAGAUUUCCGAUGACAAUGCCAAACUGCCGUGCUUCAACGGGCGAGUGGUGUCGUGGUUGGUGCUGGCUGAGAGUGCUCACUCAGACGGAGGGUCCCAGUGCACCGAGAGCCACCCCGAGCUGCCCCCACCCCUGGAGCGGACCGGGGGCAUCGGAGACUCCAGACCCCCCUCGUUCCACGCCAACGCCGUGAGCAGUCGGGACGGGCUGGACACGGAGACGGGGACAGAGUCUCUCCUGAGCCACCGCAGAGAGAGAGAGAGAGAGCGGGCGAGGAGGAGAGCGAGAGAGACGGAGCUCCCUCGGAUCAACGGCCACUCGAAAUCCGAGCGAACGGCGAGAGACUCGGCCAUGGGCUACGACAGCACGUCCGUAAUGAGCAGCGAGCUCGAGUCCAGCUCGUUUGUGGACAGCGAGGAAGACGAGGACGCGAGCAGACUCAGUAGUUCUACAGAACAGAGCUCGUCGUCGCAGCUGAUGCGACGCCACAAACGGCGACGGCGGAGGCAUAAAGUGUCUAAGAUCGACCGGUCGUCGUCCUUCAGCAGCAUCACCGACUCCACCAUGAGCCUCAACAUCAUCACCGUCACGCUCAAUAUGGAAAAGUACAAUUUCCUGGGCAUCAGUAUCGUGGGUCAGAGCAACGACCGAGGAGACGGCGGGAUUUACAUCGGCUCCAUCAUGAAGGGCGGGGCUGUGGCGGCGGACGGCAGGAUCGAGCCCGGAGACAUGCUCCUGCAGGUGAACGACGUGAACUUUGAGAACAUGAGCAACGACGACGCUGUGAGGAUCCUCCGGGAAAUCGUCUCCAAAACUGGUCCUAUUAGUCUGACUGUUGCCAAAUGUUGGGAUCCGUCUCCGAGAAGUUACUUUACGAUCCCCCGCGCCGAGCCCGUGCGGCCCAUCGAUCCCGCCGCCUGGAUCUCACACACCACAGCUCUGACUGGGCCGUUCCCGCACUACGAGUUCGACGACCUGCCUCUGUCUGUGAGUAAAACCGACAUGGCCACGAUCGUGAAGGUGAUGCAGUUGCCCGACUCGGGGCUGGAAAUCCGCGACAGGAUGUGGUUAAAGAUCACCAUCGCCAACGCCGUGAUCGGGGCGGACGUGGUGGACUGGCUUUACUCUCGAGUGGAAGGAUUCAAAGAGCGUCGUGAUGCGCGGAAAUACGCCAGCAGUUUACUGAAACACGGAUACCUCCGACACACCGUCAACAAGAUCACGUUUUCAGAGCAGUGCUACUACACGUUUGGAGACCUGUGCCAAAACAUGGCGUCUCUUAAUCUGAACGAAGGCUCGAGCGGCGGCGGCUCGGAGCAGGACACGUUGGCCCCGCUGCCUCCCACCGCGAACCCCUGGCCCCUGGGCGGACAACCCUUCCCUUACCCCCCCUUCCCUUCGGCGCCCCCUAGCUUCCCUCCCGGAUACUCGGACCCGUGCCACAGCUUCCACAGCGGCAGCGCGGGCAGCCAGCACAGCGAGGGAAGCCGGAGCAGCGGCUCCAACCCGAGCGCGGGCAAAGGCCGUCGCUCAUCUCCUCAGGAGAAGUGCAGCGAGUCCGAGACCCCCGCGGCGCUCAGAGGGGGGCGUCCCGACCGCUCGGCCAGUCAGCUGAGCCAGCACAGCCACGCCCGCUCCAACAGCCAAUCGCACCGCAGCCACGGCCCCUUCGCGCACGGCCACGCCCCCUUCGCCAAGCCCGGGCCGGGCUCCUGCGCUCACAGCGACAGGAGCCACGCCUCCUCGUACGGCCCCCCGGGCCUACCUCCCCCGUACUGCCUGGCGCGCCUCGCCCACAAACCCCCCGCGGGCGGCGGCGCCCCCCCCGGAGCCCCGCCCGGCCGAGAGCUCGCCUCCGUCCCCCCGGAACUCACCGCCAGCCGCCAGUCCUUCCAGCACGCCAUGGGGAACCCCUGUGAGUUCUUUGUGGACAUCAUGUGACCGGAUCAUGUGACCGGACCAUGUGACCGGAUCAUGUGACAGGAAGGUGCCUUCAAACACAGAGCACAACCGUCUCAAAGGAUUCUGGGCCGUGGCUCCUGUACAGUCGUGUGUCGUCCUGAUGUUUUAGUGGAGUGUUUCUCAUGUUUCUGUUCACUUUGUUAAGCUCCAGCGGCACUUACUGUAAAACAGGCUCCUACGGCUCCGAGCCGGCUCUUACGGCUCCUACGGCUCCUACGGCUCCUACGGCUCUGAGCCGGUCCGUUUGACUCGUGGGAUUAGCAUGUUGUGCUAAAGACAAACUUUUUACUUUGAGGUGAGUGCGAUGUGCCAACGGCUCACACUGAGGCCUCAGUGUGUGGGCCUGACUCGGGCCUCACUGUGUGGGUCUGUGGGUCUGUGGGCCUCACUCGGGCCUCAGUGUGUGGGCCUGACUCGGGCCUCACUGUGUGGGUCUGUGGGUCUGUGGGCCUCACUCGGGCCUCAGUGUGUGGGCCUGACUCG